This is a messenger RNA of Rhipicephalus sanguineus (brown dog tick), 2404 nucleotides long. RefSeq lists its product as uncharacterized. Bases 177 to 1253 code for a protein of 358 amino acids. The transcript is spliced from 4 exons. Gene Ontology annotation, cellular component: mitochondrion; membrane. The record is from RefSeq and is a predicted model, not a curated record. NCBI's taxonomy places the organism in Eukaryota, Metazoa, Arthropoda, Arachnida, Ixodida, Ixodidae. Gene Ontology annotation, biological process: apoptotic signaling pathway.
CUCUGGGACCUGAUUGUUUAUGUUUGUCUGUGUUAUCGGUGCCAGGCACUGUAGUGCCAGGGGAUAGCGAACCAAAAGCCAGCGGUUCGUACGCCGCUGGCUUUUGGUGGUUGUGUGAUCGACGAUACGCCGUUGUCUGUUGAGGAAUAACGCGCAGGGCAACCUGAUCAGCAACCAUGGCUCAGCCCGCACUAGAUGCCCCUGCCGGAUCCAUGCUGCCUGGCUUGAGCGCACAUGGCAAGAUUGCUGCCGAGAUGGACGACUCGGGCUUAGCUCCAGAGCCUAGAGCAUUACUACGGUCUUCUGCCAGGUCUGGCAGGAGGUAUCCGAAUGGGGAACUGGUCGCCCAAUUGGGGGACUUGCAAUUAAUCUCGGAAGUUGCUGCCCCACCGCGUGACUCCACCACACGCUCAGAGCCCAUUAGAUCAACUAGACAAAGAGACGGUCCUGAGGAGCCCGGCAGUACUGCAGACCGCACGGUUAGCCGACAGUCGGAAACCUCGAGCUCAGCAGUCUCAUCACCACGGACUGCUUCUGCCAGGCCCCACCCGCAUGGUGACACCUCUGACUCGGAGUCUGAAGACUCCGGCAAAACUUCCAAGCCCUCGAACUCGAUGCCAGGACGGUCUGCUAAUGGCAAUGCCAAGCCUUCCAAGCAGCCAGGAGGUUCUUCGAUCAAAAAGAAGCUCAAGACCGCAGGCAUUGUGGUUGGAGUAGCAGCAGUGGCAGGUGCAGCUGCAGUGGUUGCAGCACCCAUAGCUUUGGCAGCGGUCGGAUUCACUUCAUCCGGUGUGGCGGCCGGCUCGAUGGCAGCUGCCUACCAAGCAACGCUGGGAGGUGUCAUUGCCAAGGGCAGUGUGUUCGCCAUUUUGCAAAGCUGCGGAGCAGCGGGAAUACCGGCGACCGCGCAAGCCAUGGUCGCAGCAGGUGGUGCCACUGUUGGUGGAGGCAUAGCAACAGUGUCUCAAAAAUUCGCUGAUUGGAAACAAGCGAAAGAUUCAAGAAAAGGGACCGAUGGACGAGGUGGCAGCGGAGGAAUCAAUACUGGGGCCGAAGCCAAAGCCUGUAAGGGAGCCAACGGAGAAGAAGGCGCCAAGGGAACCAGAAAGGGAAGCAGACUGAAAAAUGAGAAAGACAAUUGCACAGAGAACGGCGUUGAAUCCGAUAGGAAAAAUGUGAAAUCAAGUGAUGCGGAAGGGCAGGAGACCUGUCGUCAAAAUCAGAAAAACGAGGAGGUAGCUGGGAAACAAUGAAUGCCCGAAAGUAAUGUCAUCAAUUUAGAGCGCAGUAGCAACACCAUGGCCCUGUCACUACAAAUCUAAUCUAAUUUCAGUUCAAGAAGUUUGGCUAAAAAAAUAUAUUUUUUUGCUCUCCCAUGCAGAAACCUAAUGACAUGGCCAUUUUGAAACGACACCACAAACCCAACGAGAUUAGUGUAGUAUUUGUUUGCGUUGGGACCAAAGGUUUGCCUUGACACUAGGGGCCUUCUUAUUCCAUUUGCAAUAAAUCGUGUCCUAAUAUGUUAAAACUUAGCAUAGAUAAGUAGUUAUCACUAAUUAGAGUUACCGUACGUUAUCACAGGCUUGAUUCAUCGGCUGGAUUGCUGCACCUCCAAAUCAAACAGUACAACAUUUUCAAUCUUUAAAUUAUUAGUUUUGUUACUGCUGUCUUAUCAUUCAACGGUGUUAGCUCGAUUCAGCAUAUGUCUGGCAUGCACACCCAAAAGCAUGAAAUAAUCAGCUGAAUGUAACUAAUAUUUAUUGGCGGAGUUGUGUCUCGGACACCUCACCGCGUUGGCCUGCAGUAUACAGCAGCUAGUGCCACCUAGUAGGUGAACGUCAGUCGUGAAGAGAUCUUCAGAAGACAUGGACGGCAGUGGGUGGGGGUACAUUCUAACUUCGUGUUCACGGGACAUGAACAGGCAGCUACAUCUUCAAGCUGCAGUUAGGCUGCUGUCGUUGUUCGAAUUAGCAUAUAUGUGAAACAUAAUCUUGGUAAAUAUGUAUGUGAAACAUAAUUGUUGUGUGAGAACACAACCUGUCUCUGCUUAUUUCUAUGGAAUUCAACUGGCCGCUUGUAGCUUGCUGGUCUAAAGUGAAUGAGCUUCCCGCGGCACUGUCCUUUCAUGGUGUGACCGGUGUGCAUAUGACAGCUAUAGACCUUAUGAUGUGUCAGCCGUAGAUGGCCUUGCAGUGCAAGGUACCUCAGUGACCAAUCGCAGAGGUGUACGCAGAAAUUUUUUUUUGGGGGGGGGGACACCUCUUUGAUCUGAAGUGGGCGAGCAGGCAGAUGUGGUCGAGUGUAAUUUCUUGAUCUGUACACCAUGGCAGAAAAAUUUCCGGGUGAGCAAGGGCCCGGUGUGCCAUCCCCUGGCUACGCCACUGACCAUUCGUGCCUUGUUCAG